UGUUCCAUCUGCAGAUUCAUAGAGUCAGGCUAAUUACUGAAUUAUUAGAUUACUAGUAUAGAGUAAUUAAAUAGUCUACUGUACUAAUUGUUUCUAUAAUCUGUCUUAAAAUUCAUCAUAAAUAUGGCUAAAGGAAUACUUAAAAAAGUGGCUCAAAGACUCAUUACAAGUCAUUAUCGCAAAUAUCCUAAAUCUCGAUUAAACUCAUCUUUGUCAUCAACUGGUCAACAAGGAUUUCCUGACCAGAGUGGGUUUCAAACAGCUGCUGUCAGCACAAAUCAAUCAUUAUGGAUGAAACCAUCAGAAUUAAAUUUACUCAAAGACCCAGUAGUGAUUGAUGAAUUGAAAGAUGCCGAAGAUAUUGAGAAGGAAUUGUUGUCUGAUAAUAUCGACAGUCAAUUACCACGAGUUAAUCUAAAGAUUGAUACUCAUGCUUUAAUUAAAGCAUUAAUGGAAAGUGGUUUCACUAUGCAACAAGCUGAAGCAUUAACUAUGUCUAUGGUACAAAUUGUUGGAGGGAAUUCUGAUACUCUGCAAUCUUCAAUGGUGUCAAAAUCACAAGCGCAACUCACGAUACAAAAAUUUGCCAGUCAACUUGCAAUACUUAGACGAGAUAUGAUGAUUAUGGAGAAAACUGAUUUCACAGAAUUGGUCACCAAAAUUGAGAGAAUAACUUCUGAACUAGAGCAAUUGCGACGAACAACUAAGGAUGAGAUAACGAAGAUUAGCAGUGAUCUCACGCUUGACUUCAAUCUUGAGAAAGGAAAAGUGAAGGACAUGCAUCUUGAUCAUCUUAGGGCGGUUGAAGAUAAACAUGCGAAGAUAUUUGAAAAGAUCAACAACAUUGAAAAAGAGUUACAAAACGUAAGAAGUUAUAUAAACACAGAGAACGCAUCACUGCAGACAUUAUUUGAACGAUACAAAUCAGAUUCAGUCAAAGUUGCGUUCGGAGCCAUUGCAACUUGUAUGACAAUAGUUCUUGGAUUCUACAGAAUUUGGUCAUGAUGUCUUCUUCAUUCACCUUCAUCUUCUAUGGAAUUAUGAUUAUAUUUGUUUGGUUUUUGGUAGGGCAAUCUGUCUCCUGCAACUGAAUUUUUCACGAUUCGUCUGAUGUCACUAGAUUAUAAUGGUGGUGUGUAAUAAUAAAAAUUCAAA
Styela clava is the source of this 1155-nucleotide messenger RNA. Its product is annotated as mitochondrial calcium uniporter regulator 1-like. Gene Ontology annotation, cellular component: mitochondrion. Lineage: Eukaryota; Metazoa; Chordata; Ascidiacea; Stolidobranchia; Styelidae. The record is from RefSeq and is a predicted model, not a curated record.